Peniophora sp. CBMAI 1063 is the source of this 1191-nucleotide messenger RNA. The record is from the annotation of a GenBank genome assembly. NCBI's taxonomy places the organism in Eukaryota, Fungi, Basidiomycota, Agaricomycetes, Russulales, Peniophoraceae.
AUGGCUGAGGAACAACUCCAGGAUAUCCCCGAGGGGGAGAUCGAGUCCAACUGGGACCAGGUCGUUGACAACUUUGACAACAUGGACCUCAAGCCCGAGCUUCUCCGUGGCGUCUACGCCUACGGUUUCGAGCGCCCGUCUGCGAUCCAGCAGCGCGCGAUCGUGCCCGUCGUAAAGGGCCACGACGUUAUUGCCCAGGCCCAGUCGGGUACCGGCAAGACCGCGACGUUCUCCAUCUCCAUCCUCCAGAAGCUCGACCCGAACAUCAAGGGCACCCAGGCGCUCAUCCUUGCGCCCACGCGUGAGCUCGCGCAGCAGAUCCAGAAGGUCGUCGUCGCGCUCGGCGACUACAUGAACGUCGAGUGCCACGCCUGCGUCGGCGGCACCAACGUCCGCGAGGACAUGGCCAAGCUCCAGGAGGGCGUCCAGGUCGUCGUCGGCACCCCCGGCCGCGUGUACGACAUGAUCAACCGCCGCGCGCUCAGGACCGACAACAUGCGCAUCUUCUGUCUUGAUGAGGCCGACGAGAUGCUUUCCCGCGGUUUCAAGGACCAGAUCUACGAGGUCUUCCAGCUCCUGCCCCAGGACACCCAGGUCGUCCUCCUCUCGGCUACCAUGCCCGCCGACGUGCUCGAGGUCACCAAGAAGUUCAUGCGCGACCCCGUCCGCAUUCUCGUCAAGCGUGACGAGCUUACGCUUGAGGGUAUCAAGCAGUUCUACAUCGCCGUCGAGAAGGAGGAGUGGAAGCUCGACACGCUCUGCGAUUUGUACGAGACCGUCACCAUCACCCAGGCCGUCAUCUUCUGCAACACCCGCCGAAAGGUCGACUGGCUCACCGAGAAGAUGCACUCUCGCGAGUUCACCGUCUCGGCUAUGCAUGGGGACAUGGAGCAGAAGCAGCGCGAGGUCCUCAUGAAGGAGUUCCGCUCGGGUUCCUCCCGUGUCCUCAUCACCACGGACCUUCUCGCCCGUGGUAUCGACGUGCAGCAGGUCUCGCUCGUCAUCAACUACGACCUCCCCACCAACCGCGAGAACUACAUUCACCGCAUUGGUCGUGGCGGUCGUUUCGGUCGUAAGGGUGUUGCCAUCAACUUUGUGACCACCGAAGACGUGCGCAUGCUCCGCGACAUUGAGCAGUUCUACAACACCCAGAUUGACGAGAUGCCGCUCAACGUUGCCGACCUCAUCUAG